CGCUUGGACCCCCUGAGUUACCCUGAGUUAAACAGUUCAUGACAUUCGGUGUGCCUGGAAUAAAGACCGUUAUAUAAAAAAAAAACGUUAUUCUUUUUUUAAUGUGUUAUUUAUUGUCUACGUUUCGGUAUAAUUUAAGUCAUUUUACAUCGACUUGUUAGUUUUUUGGGAAAAAAACGCGAGAUGAGCGAGAACGCAGAAAUCACGGGAGUGAUAUCGCCCGAAGAUGCGGCCAGAGCGGAAAAAUUUAAAGAAGAGGCGAACGAAUACUUCAAAAAUCAGGACUACAAUAAAGCCAUAGAAUUAUAUUCUAAGGCAAUAGAAUUAAACCCUACAGUGGCGGUAUACUAUGGAAAUAGAAGUUUUGCUUAUUUGAAAACUGAAUGUUUUGGAUACGCGCUUACAGAUGCAUCGAAAGCUAUCGAGUUAGAUAAAAAUUAUAUAAAAGGAUACUAUCGCAGAGCUGCAGCUCAUAUGUCAAUUGGCAAGUUCAAACUAGCACUUAAAGAUUAUAAAACUGUUACUAAAGCUAGUCCAAAUGAUAAAGAUGCAAUGAAUAAAUAUACAGAAUGUUCUAAAAUAUUAAAAAAGUUAGCAUUUGAAAAAGCAAUUUCUGUAGAAGAGAGUAAAAAAAAUAUAGCUGAUACGAUCGACUUAGAAGCUAUGGCCAUCGAAGAUGAAUAUGCAGGACCUAAACUUGAAGAUGGGAGAGUUACAUUAAAAUUUAUGCAGGAUUUAUUAGAAUGGUACAAGAUGCAAAAUAAAUUACACCGCAAAUAUGCUUAUAAGAUUCUUUUAGAUGUAAAAACAUUGUUUAUGGCACAACCAAGUUUAGUUGAUAUUACAAUUCCUGAAGAUGGUAAAUUUACUAUCUGUGGAGACAUACAUGGACAGUUUUAUGAUUUACUUAAUAUAUUCAAAUUAAAUGGAUUACCUUCGGAAACUAAUCCAUAUUUAUUUAAUGGAGAUUUUGUAGAUAGAGGAUCGUUUUCCGUAGAAUGUAUACUCACUUUAUUUGGAUUUAAAUUGUUGUGUCCAAAUCACUUUUUUAUGUCUAGAGGUAAUCAUGAAUCUGCCACAAUGAAUCAAAUAUAUGGAUUCGACGGUGAAGUCAAAUCGAAAUAUUCCACUCAAAUGGCACAAUUGUUUACAGAGGUUUAUAAUUGGCUUCCUCUUGCGCAUUGUCUUAAUAAUAGAGUUCUUGUAAUGCAUGGUGGUCUGUUUUCAAGAGACGAUGUUACAUUAAAAGAAAUUCGAGAAAUUGAUAGAAAUAGACAACCACCAGACGAGGGAUUAAUGUGUGAAUUAUUAUGGUCAGAUCCACAACCUCAACUUGGAAGAGCAGCCAGUAAGAGAGGAGUUGGUGUUCAAUUUGGACCCGAUGUAACAGAAAAUUUUCUUACUAUAAAUAAUCUCGACUACAUUGUGAGGAGUCACGAAGUAAAAAAAGAUGGAUAUGAAGUUGGUCAUGAUGGAAAAUGUAUCACUGUGUUUUCUGCACCAAAUUAUUGUGAUACUAUGGGUAACCAGGGUGCCUUUAUUACACUUAAUGGCAAAGAUAUGAAACCCUAUUUUACAUCAUACGAUGCAGUGCCACAUCCAAAUAUACUGCCAAUGACAUAUUCUAAUUAUCUACUAAAAUACGUGUGAUGAAUGAAAAUGAAUAACCAUAAAUGAAUAAUACGAGUAGACCAAUCAAAGUGUAUGUAAUAUAUUUGAUACCGAAAUGGAGAAGUUGAGAAAUGCUUAGGCUUCUCCAAAACAAUAAAUAUUGUAUUCUUUCUAGGAACAAGAAAAUUUUCUGUAUCAUAAUAAAUGCAAUGAAGGCAUAAUAUUGAUGGGUACAAAAAUGAAAAAAAGUUUGCUGGUAUCGGCAACUGGCAAGCAUGUAUAUCAAAUUUUGUUGUCUACAAUGAGAACAAUGUCUUGUUAGCAACUUAUGUUUCAUUGCGAUGAAAUAACGCAAAGAGAAUAGAAUACUUUCUAUUUUGUACCCUCAAUUAAACCACCUUCUUCAUUAAAGAUAUUAGUGUUCACGCACAAGCUAAGUAAACGAUCUCAAAGAUCUCAAUAUAUUAACUUAUACUCUAACAAGGUGCUGAACAUAUAAUAAAUACAUUUUAUCGUACUUUUAAUUUAUUCUUUAAUGAAUAAUGGUGGUUUCUAUAGAACAAUGAUUAUUAUAAAGAUAUCUAACACAUAUGCGAUCUAGCAUGAUUAUAUAGUACAAUUUUCCAGCCAGUUACUAUUUGUCACAUUAUUUGUGAUACCAACAUUUUUACAAAUCAAUGUGAUUGGAAGGAUUUCUUUAAUCUAACAUUUUGUUUUUUUUUUGUUAAGAAUAAACGAUGUUUAUAAUGUA
This is a messenger RNA of Hylaeus anthracinus, 2362 nucleotides long. It is a transcript of the gene PpD3, whose product is annotated as serine/threonine-protein phosphatase 5. Gene Ontology annotation, molecular function: protein binding; protein serine/threonine phosphatase activity. Lineage: Eukaryota; Metazoa; Arthropoda; Insecta; Hymenoptera; Colletidae. The coding region runs from base 184 to 1650 and encodes 488 amino acids. Gene Ontology annotation, cellular component: cytosol; nucleus. The transcript is spliced from 8 exons. The record is from RefSeq and is a predicted model, not a curated record.